AUGGCGUCCAAAGCCAUUCCCAUGACCCGUUUGGGCGGCAAAGCCUUCAACCACGGCGCCAGCCAGGAUGCCGAGGCCGAAUAUGACCGCCUGCGCGACAUGGCGCGGGAGGAAGCAAACAAGCGCAACGCCUGCUUCGACCGGGCGCACCAGGCGUACGAGCGCGGCGACGGGGCCGAGGCCAAGGAGCUGAGCAACGAGGGCAAGCGGCACGCGGCGCAGAUGGACGAGUACAACCGGCAGGCGUCCGAGUUCAUCUUCCGGGAGAACAACGCGGUGGACCGGGUGGCGGACGACACGAUCGACCUGCACGGGCAGUUCGUCGAGGAGGCCGAGGACAUGCUGGAGCGGCGCAUCCGCGACGCCCAGGCCCGCGGCCAGACGCACCUGCACGUCAUCGUCGGCAAGGGCAACCACAGCGCCGGCCACGUCCAGAAGAUCAAGCCCCGCGUCGAGCAGGUCUGCCGCGAGCUCGGCCUCCAGUACUCGACCGAGGAGAACGCCGGCCGCAUCUACGUCAACCUCCAGGGCGGCCACGCGCCCCCGCCCUCCCAGGCCCCCGGCGGCGGCUACCCGGGCCAGCAGCAACAUCAUGGUGGCCAGCAACAGCAGCACCAUGGCGGUCAGCAACAGCACUAUGGAGGACAGCAGCAGCAGCACCACGGUGGGCAACAGCAACAGCAGCAGCAGCCGGACGACAUCACGGCGAAGAUUGUCAACAGGCUUGUCAAGAAGCUGGGAGACUGUUGUGUGGUCAUGUAG
Molecule: messenger RNA, 762 nt
Organism: Neoarthrinium moseri
Lineage: Eukaryota; Fungi; Ascomycota; Sordariomycetes; Amphisphaeriales; Apiosporaceae
Exons: 3
Coding region: 1-762 (253 amino acids)
Source: RefSeq, a predicted model, not a curated record